ACCUCUCAACUCGAGCUGGCAGUUUUGGCGGCGGUGUAGAAGAUGGCGGAAAAUUUAAACGGAUGCCGCGUGGUGUGCAAAUCCUCCCGGAGUCAACUGCAGCACCUGUGCCGCUUGGAGAGAGUGGCGUGUAGAGACCUGGGCAUCAGUAAGAAGAACCUCAAUCACUUUGAGGUGGAGUACUUGUGCGACUACAAGAAAAAGGGGGACCAGGAGUUCUACCUGGUGAAAUGGAAGGGCUACCCGGAGUCCCAGAACACCUGGGAGCCGCGCAAGAACCUCAGGUGCCUGAAGAUCCUCAAGCAGUUCCGCCUGGACCUGGAGCGGGAGCUGCAGCGGCGCAAGCAACGGCGCAGCCUGAAGAAGCUGGACCACAGCCUGGCGCAUUUCAUGCUGCAGAAAGCUAAGCAGCGGCAGCAGCUGGAUCGCUGGGAGGCCUCCCUGAACUCCACGCGGCAGCACAAGGGGCGGAUCUGCGUCCGGAAUGACGUGGACCUCGACGGGCCCCCCAAGGACUUCACCUACAUUAACAACUACAAAGUGGGCGAGGGGAUCGUGCUGACGGAGGUGGCGGUGGGCUGCGAGUGCCAGGACUGCUUCAAGGAGCCCCUGAACGGCUGCUGCGCCGGGGCCUCGCUCCACAGGUUUGCCUACAACGACAAGGGCCAGGUGAGGCUGAAGGCAGGGCAGCCCGUGUACGAGUGUAACGCUCGCUGCCGCUGCGGUCCCGAGUGCCUGAACCGCGUGGUGCAGAAGGGCAUUCAGUACGACAUGAGCAUCUUCAAGACAGACGACGACCGGGGGUGGGGGGUGCGGACCAUGGAGAAGAUCAGGAAGAACAGCUUUGUCAUGGAGUACGUCGGAGAGAUCAUAACCUCAGAAGAGGCGGAGCGGCGAGGCCAUAUCUAUGACCGGCAGGGCGCCACCUACCUGUUUGAUCUGGACUACGUGGAGGACGUGUAUACCGUGGACGCAGCUCACCACGGGAACAUCUCGCACUUCGUCAACCACAGUUGCACCCCGAAUCUGCAAGUCUACAAUGUGUUCAUUAAUAACAUUGACGAGAGGCUGCCGAGGAUCGCUUUCUUCGCCACCAGAACGAUCAAAGCUGGAGAAGAGCUGACCUUCGACUACAAGAUGCAAAUCGAUCCAGUGGACGCUGAAAGCACGAGAAUGGAUUCCAAUUUCGGCCUGGCUGGAAUGACCGGCUCCCCAAAGAAACGGGUUCGAGUGGAGUGCAAAUGUGGAAUGGAGUCGUGUCGGAAGUAUCUGUUUUAAAACUCAAGGGGGAGGGUAACAAAUGAAACCCCUUUUCAAAACUGGACUCCUUGCCCUGCACCCAGCCCUGUGUUUAGGUUUUGAGAUUUGUUACUAAAACCAUCCGAGCAUUUGGGAGGCCCUUCGAAAUGCCCUUCUGAAAUUUUAACUUUAACAUUUUAACUUCCUUUUGAUAAUCGUUUGCCGGAAUUCUAUUCUCAUUGCAAUUACUCAAAUAUUGUUUCUUGUUAGUUUGUGUUAAUCGCAGUUUAGGAGCAGCUUUGCAGUUUGUCUCUAUAGUCGCAUGAACCACAGCCAGUGCACAAAACUUCAUUCACAGUAGCUGUCACUGGCACUGGCUGAUCUAGCUUGUGUUACUCUUGUCUACGAAAAUAGCAUUUGAAGGGGUUCUCUCUAAGGUUAACUGGAACCCAGCAUUUAUUACUAGAACUCUAGUUCAGGAUAAGCAGUAACGAGAUUGCUCACAUUUCUAGCAGUCUUCAUUUAAAAAAAAAAAUUAAACAAAAUACAGGACAGGAACAUUGAAAUUGUCCAGUCUAAAGUGUGUGUGUGUGUGUAUUUCUUGAGGAAAACACUUGCCAUUGUUUAUAGCUUUUUAAGUAAAGCAAUACCACAAAUACAACCAAGAAGAACUAGAAUACAGGACAUCAAAAUAUUAAAUUAUUUUAUUAAACUUUUUUUGAUUGU
Polyodon spathula (Mississippi paddlefish) is the source of this 1965-nucleotide messenger RNA. RefSeq names its product histone-lysine N-methyltransferase SUV39H1-like. The record is from RefSeq and is a predicted model, not a curated record. Bases 43 to 1278 code for a protein of 411 amino acids. Gene Ontology annotation, cellular component: nucleus. NCBI's taxonomy places the organism in Eukaryota, Metazoa, Chordata, Actinopteri, Acipenseriformes, Polyodontidae. Gene Ontology annotation, molecular function: histone H3K9 methyltransferase activity; zinc ion binding; protein binding. The transcript is spliced from 6 exons.